Molecule: messenger RNA, 729 nt
Organism: Saprolegnia parasitica CBS 223.65
Lineage: Eukaryota; Oomycota; Saprolegniomycetes; Saprolegniales; Saprolegniaceae
Exons: 1
Source: RefSeq, a predicted model, not a curated record
AUGGUACAGAUGCGAGCACGAGAGCUGGACGAUGGCCUCGCCCUCGGUCUCGUCAAAGGUCGAGAGGCAGAUGGAGCAGGCUUCGUCGGCGUCGACGCCAUGCGGCUUGUCGAGCGUGUGGUUGAGCAUACGCUGCAUGGCGCGGAGGUCGAGCAUGUCGCUGGGCACGCCGAGGAACGUUUGGAGGAGCGAGUGGAAGGCGUGAAAGGUUGGCGAGAGCGGCUCGUCGAGCUUGAGCUUCUGGUACGCGUAGUAGAAGCACUCAGCGUGGACGGCCAUGAGCUUUCGAAGAAAGGUCUCGAGGAUGCGGAUACGCUCCUUGAUGAUAAAGACGCUGUCGCCGUUGUACACGCGGCGCGGAAACGGCAUCUUCAUGAUGCUGCGCAGCAUCGGCGUAAGCGGGUCGGCCUUCAUCUUCAGCUCGCAGUGAACCCAGAGCGCAUCGAGCUGCUUCCGGAAAGUGUGGUACGCAGAAUAGCGCUUCUUGACGAGCCACCACCGGCGCGUGAUGGGGCAAUAGGCGGUCAUCGUGUAGAGCGUGUACAUCGUGGCGUCCUCGACGACCUGAGUCGCGCAUGGGUGCACCUGCGCCGACUCGAGGAAGGCGGCUUGGUCGUCCGAGAGGCCUCGAGGCGCCGACUCCUCCUUGCGCGAGACGGCGUGGUGGAGGUGAAUGAGCUGGUGCGCGAGGCAACGCUGGACCGCGGCAGUGAUGGCUGGCAUGGCAAA